This is a messenger RNA of Hibiscus syriacus, 679 nucleotides long. Its product is annotated as protein NONRESPONDING TO OXYLIPINS 2, mitochondrial-like. The record is from RefSeq and is a predicted model, not a curated record. Bases 1 to 363 code for a protein of 120 amino acids. The transcript is spliced from 3 exons. Lineage: Eukaryota; Viridiplantae; Streptophyta; Magnoliopsida; Malvales; Malvaceae.
AUGUUAAAACCCCACAAAAGCCCUCAACUAGUCAACUUCCUCCCAAGUCCUCACCCUAACAUUUCAGUGCUGCUUUGUCUUUUCUCAAAAACGGCGUCUCGCUUCAGAUUUCUCUCAAAACCAGCGUUCUCUAUCGUCAAAUCCACCCUUAACAAACCAACCCUUAAACCCAAAACUCUCUAUCCUCUACUCCCUGCUCGCUCCUCUACCACAUUCUCAAGGCCUAUUUCUCAAUUGGGUUGUCUCCAAUCUUUGCUGCCUCUCCACUCAGCUGUGUCUUCAGCUCGGUUAACGUCGUGUCUGGGAAUCGAUUCGAGGAGCUCUAGCUCAUUGUCUCAGGAACUAGGUCUCAGUGUGCCUUGAUAACAUAGCAAAACUGGAAGUACCGCAUGAUGGAUCAGAGUCGUCGCUUUCCAUUUUAUGAUCAUGUCCAUUUGGAGACUUCUUAUAUUUCAUAAGUAUUUCCUGUUCAACAUUAGUUGAAGUUAAUUUUCGAGUCUUGGAUGCUGGAUAUAAGUUUAUACUGCAAGAGCCAAGAGGUCUAUUCACAGUUGCACAACUUUGGAAAUUCUUCAGAUUUCAGUUUUGGCAGUUGAUUGAACUGUGUUUCUUUAAAUUAUAGAAUUGUUUUUUGCAGGUACCUCAUUUCUCUCGUGACUUUUAAAUUAUAGAAUUGCUU